GGUUGAAAAUUUACUUGCUGAACUUACCUAUAGAUUACACUUACCUCUUAUAACUAUAAACGCGUGUGCGAUAAUUUAUCAUAAAUUAAGUCUUCAUCUGCAGUUUUUGAUUCCGCGCAUCAGGUCCAGAUCCCUGCAUAUGGUACUUACCAGAAGCAAAGAAAAGAGUGUGGUGGGUGUAGUGUGGUCGUCGGCAACCUCGUGUACCAAGCCUGCGCAGACGACCGCAAGAAGUAUCGGUGGCGCGCGCGCAAUAGCCGACACUUCCAUUUUCCUGUGCAGGCUCGCUCUCUCGACCCAACGGCCGAGCACGUGUCUCUUUGUUGGCUGCACAAGCCGGUUUGAUUCCCAUCUCAGGACGUACCUGAACGAGCAGCCAUGAAUCCCGAGAAGUUGAAGAAACUCCAGGCGCAGGUCCGGAUCGGAGGCAAGGGUACCCCACGCCGUAAGAAGAAGGUCGUGCACGCAACGGCUGCUGCAGAUGACAAGAAGCUACAGAGCUCCUUGAAAAAGCUGGCAGUCAACACAAUACCGGGCAUAGAGGAAGUUAACAUGAUAAAGGAUGAUGGAACUGUCAUUCACUUCAAUAAUCCCAAAACACAGGCUAGUCUUACUGCAAAUACGUUUGCCAUCACCGGCCAUGGUGAGAACAAACAAAUCACAGAAAUGCUUCCCAGUAUUUUGAGCCAGCUUGGACCCGAAGGUCUCACGCAACUCAAGAGAUUGGCCAGCUCGGUAACUGGCAGUGCAGCCAACAAAGCUGCUCUAGAAGAAGACGAUGAAGUGCCUGACUUGGUAGAAAACUUUGACGAGGCUAGCAAAGAAGAGGUUGUAUCAAAGAAGACGUCUGCUAGUGAAGCUAGUGCAACUGCAGGGAAAAAAGAAGCUGCUAAGGCACCUGAAGAAUCAAAAGAGACUCCUCCUGCUAAGCAAGGAGCUUAAUGACGAGGAAUGAAAUUUUGAGAGACGUAGCUCUCGACAAUGAGCUUCGAAGUUUUCAAUUAUAUGAGUAAAGAAAGAUUACUUGUAAUCUACAAUCAAGAACACAAUACCUGAAUCGUUUACAUUGCAAAUAUGGAGGAUGAUCGAGAAUAUUGCUUGUAAAAUUUUAUUAUGAAGAACGAUGAUUGUAACAAAAAACUUAAAAAUCAGAAAUUUGGUGGAUAAUGUUUCGCUUCAGAUCUAUAUUCAUCAAAUUAUUUUUUAUAUUAUAAUCAUUUAAAAGAAAA
This is a messenger RNA of Copidosoma floridanum, 1229 nucleotides long. RefSeq names its product bicaudal (gene bic). The record is from RefSeq and is a predicted model, not a curated record. Lineage: Eukaryota; Metazoa; Arthropoda; Insecta; Hymenoptera; Encyrtidae.